This is a messenger RNA of Solanum pennellii, 381 nucleotides long. RefSeq names its product octapeptide-repeat protein T2. The record is from RefSeq and is a predicted model, not a curated record. Lineage: Eukaryota; Viridiplantae; Streptophyta; Magnoliopsida; Solanales; Solanaceae. The coding region runs from base 1 to 381 and encodes 126 amino acids. The transcript has a single exon.
AUGGAGAGGAAGAGGAAGGGGAGGGGAAGAGUGAGAGGUGGCUGGAAGGAGAGGGAAGGGAGAAGAGAAGAGGGAGGCGGAAAGAGGGAAAAAGGGAGAGGGAAGGGAGAAGAGAAGAGGGAGCGGAAAGAGGGAAAAAGGGAGAGGGAAGGGAGAAGAGAAGAGGGAGGCGGAAAGAGGGAAAAAGGGAGAGGGAAGGAGGAAGUGAAGAGGGAGGCGGAAAGAGGGAAAAAGGGAGAAGGAAGGGGGAAGAGAGGAGGGAGGCGGAAAGAGGGAAAAAGGGAGAGGGAAGGGGGAAGAGAAGAGGGAGGCAGAAAGAGGGAAAAAGGGAGAGAGAGGGGGCGGGGGAAGAUUAGGGUUGUUUUCCUCCCCCCUUUCUAA